AUGGCAGAUUUGCCGCUAUUCUGCACAUACUGUGGACGAGGCUUUAGUCGACACGAGCAUCUCCAGCGCCAUAUCUUCACGCGUAAGCUUCUGGCCGAUGUCACUCCCAUUCACAUGAUCUUGCGGCUAAUGCUUGCUGGAACAGACACCAAUGUCCGCCCUUUCGAAUGCCAUGUCUGCAAAUUGACAUUCACAAGGAAUGAUCUCUUAAGAAAACACUCCAUGGUCCAUCAGGCUGGCGCUAGAGAUAAAGAUAAAGCAAAUGUCGGUUCAAAAACACCAUCCGAAUUGAGACUACGAAAUGGUCCCGCUUGCGUCAACUGUGCCAAAACAAAGAUCAAGUGUGACGUUGUACCCGCGUCGACCGGCCCAAAUGGCACCACGACCACGACCACCACGAAACCCGGUUCAGACGCGCCAGAUCAUCUGUCAAAUCAGCACCAAGCCGAUAGCGAGCCUGCGGAUUCCAACGACGCGCUCAGCGCCUCGGGAAGUGACAACCAGGGCGAGAUGAGCACAAUACCAACAGAAUCUCACUCCCCUCCACAGCCUGCGACCCAUGACAUGGCCGACCAGAGUGCAGGCUCUAAAGACCAAGCACUCAUCUCCCGCAGUACUAUGAAGCAGCAAAUGGAAGAUCCUGAUGAUUCAUUCAUGCAUAGCCUGACGAUAGCCGACCCCCAGGUGCCACUCGACUUGAUGGACAUUGACUCAAGUCUACAGAUGGACCCACAGAACAACCUAUCUGGAGGCUACACCAUGUUUACACUACACGCGAACGAGGAUUGGGAAUCGUUGAUGGGCAUGUUUGGCUCAAUACCAGACAGUCCACAUCUCUUGUCGACGCACUCGAAUACCACAGCAAAGCAAGAUUCUUUCUCAAAACAACAGUCCAAGGAGCCUAAGUUACAACAGCAGGGUAAUCAUUACUCGGACCAUACUUCCGUGAAGGACCAGCAUGAUCCUUCUACCACCAUGUUUACGCGUUGGGCCGACUCGCAGCCCUUCGUGCCUUCCUACCUUCCAGUGGCGAAAACACAGGUCGAGUCGGGUUCCUCUGAGCUACCGGAACAAUCCUUAGCAGCCACUCACAAACAUGCUCACGAAAGCCCCGACAAGCCGUCGACCAUGGCAUGGCCGGCAGCAGGCCUGUCAGUCCCAACCACGUCCCCACUCGUUUUAAGCCCAGCCCAAGACUCGCCAAUCGAUAAUAGGACUACUGUCGAUUUUCCGAAAGACGUCCAUCACUGGACCAUGCUACAAUGCUGCCCAUUCGACUUGUCGAUUGCCCCAACAAGGGCGAAAGAUAAUCUGGUUUACCUCGAGCGACUCUCGAAAAAUGGAGACUCCUGGCAUGGGGCGGACGGAGCUCCUGAUGGGCAAGCAUUUGAUAUGACUGACGAUUUUCAGAGAACUCCAGUGUCCUUGAUGACUCGAGAGAAGAUGUCUGCUAUCAUUCAAAGCUUUUUUCGAAGAGCCCUAGACAUGCAUGGCUUUGGUUAUACUCCGCGUACCUUUGCUUCGCAGACUGCUGGUGGAUGGUUUACAUCUUCAACUUUUAUUCUUUUACCACCUCCAGCAAGCAUCGAACGAUUUUUGUACAACUAUGUCCAGUUUACUGAUCCCUUUUACCCGCUCAUUCCGGCGAGACAUUUCGAUCCGAAUCAACUCGUUGAUGACGAGAACGAGCAAGCAGCAACGCUGAUGUUGCUGUUGAUGAUAGCGUCUGGCGCCAUGAUGGAUUCGGCGAGCAGGUCCAUACGCUUUGCCGCUGGACUUACCGAGGUCUCGCGGAUCGCACUCUCUGACAUUCUGGAGAAGCAUAAUAGUUUGUCCACCAGCGAGCUGAUCCUCAAAUGCGCCCUGCUAUUCAUCGUUCAAGCCGCUUGGAGCGGAGAUAAGUGGCAGAUGGACAUCGGGGAAGGCCAUCGAUCAAUGUACAUUGCGAUGUUGCGGAACUCUCGGUAUCUCGCACAGCAAACCGUGGCAACGCCAACGGGUGUGACCGAACAGGACCUGGACGCGCUUUGGAAGGCGUGGAUAAAAUUCGAGAGCCGGAAUAGACUUGCUUAUGAUUGGGUUCUAGCCGACCAGGAAUUGUGCCUUUUUCACGGGCACCCAACCAAGUUCUCCGUCGCUGAACUGGAAGCACCACUUCCUGAUAAAGACGAGCUGUGGCUAGCACGUAAUUCAGAGGAGUGGAAACAAGUCCUUGACCACGAGGAUGGAGUUAUCCAGACUUGCUCUGAAGCUCUCUCUCAACGCCCCAAGCAUUCUCUUCGACUUCUAUUCCAGCUCUUCCUCGACAAUGACCUUAAUCAAUCUGGCCUGGCCAUAACGCCGCUACGACUCCGGCUUCUGCUGUAUCCGAUACAAACGCUUAUUCAACAAUAUUGUCAACUUCUGAACAUCUUUUCCGACUCGGGAAUUUCAGUUACGGUUUCCAAGACUAUGACCCGAACAUCAUCCCUUAUCCGAGUUGAGGAGAUUCAGAAUCUCCUACAGAGGUGGUGGUCUCUCACGGAAAUGUGCGUGCCAGUUGGUGGAAGGCAACAACGCAUGACGGAAGCUAACUACAUCCUAUACCACCUCAUCAGCCUUGACGUUCAUACUUCGUUCAAAGAAAUGGAAGCAUUUGCCAGAGGAUGUCGGCCAGACUGGACCUCUUCCCGGACCCCAUACACAGCGGAACGAUGGAUCUACGCAGUCCCUGAGGCGCUUUUCCACUGUGGCCAGAUUUUACGACUGGUUCGUGAUAUGCCUCCUAAUGCACGCCCUGUUUGGUGGGCUGCGGCAAUAUACCGGGUCACUAUUGUUCUAUGGAUCUAUAGUCUUUCUUAUACGUUCGGGCCUUCCCAGCCUGCCCAGCCGCAUCCUGGUUUAGACUCGAUCAAACAGCAAGAGCCAAUCCAAAUCGACCAAGUCUUGUCCAAAGACCCCCGCACGAUACAGUUCCUCAAAUACAACAGAGGAGAUCCUCGUUUAACCAAGUCGGAUGGAACAUCGGCAAAAUUCGACAGUCCUUCUACGGUUCUAGCGCUGUGUAUCGCCGCCGUCGACGGCGGACCGGGCAGCUCGUGGUUUGCAACUGGCGUCAAACAGAAACUGGAACACUUGGCCAAAUUAUGGCACUAA
Molecule: messenger RNA, 3135 nt
Organism: Fonsecaea monophora
Lineage: Eukaryota; Fungi; Ascomycota; Eurotiomycetes; Chaetothyriales; Herpotrichiellaceae
Exons: 5
Coding region: 1-3135 (1044 amino acids)
Biological process (GO): DNA-templated transcription
Molecular function (GO): zinc ion binding; DNA binding
Source: RefSeq, a predicted model, not a curated record